AUGACUGAAAAUACAGAAGAAAAGACUUCAAAAAGAGAGGUAAUUAAACUUCUCAUUCAUUUGCCGGGGAAGAAGGAAAAGAUUGAACUCCAGUCCUUAGUAUCUGGUUCAAUUGAAGAUGUAGCUAGCACCAUCACAUCUCUUUCCACGACAAACUGCUUUACUUGCUUCAAACUGGCCACACUUGAAGGCUUCGAGCUCGACUCGCAGAUCACAUUAGAAGAGCUUUUAGAGGGGGAAGAUAUUGAAGUUUUAGAACUUGUCCUAAAAGAGAUGGCGUACACCGAAAGGGACGCCAGAGAACAUAUCAAACAUGUCAGAAAUGUUGUUGAUCUGGAGCCUGUUGGAUCUUCCAACUUUGGUGUGAAUGCUGGAAGCUCUCGUUUCGCCCUUCUGAACUUGGAUCCAGUUUCCAUCAAAAGUCCCAAUGAAGAUACCGAAGAAGCAAAGGAAACCGAAAACACUACUGCAGAAACUGAGAAAAAAGAAUCCGCAAAGAAACCUGAGCUUUCAGACGAGGAGAAGAGGCCAAUUUCUGAAUUUGUAAAAUCAUUCUUUGAUUUUGAGACUGAUACUAAAAAGGUGUCCUUGACUGCGCACGCCAAUAGUCUCAAAUUGUCUUUGAAACCAGCUGUCGAGGCUAUCGUACUGUCCUCUUGGAACCCGCCCACUCCGAGACAAAAAUUGAACGGUGAUUUACUGUAUCUUUAUGUUCAAACUAUAGAAGGAGAAGUGUACCAUAUCACUUCUCAUGUGUCUGGUUUUUUUGUGAACAAAUCCACUUUUGCCAAAUUUGAUGGCUCUUCAAAGACAUUGCCUAAUAGUCAGGGAAAGCCAAGAGUCAACAAGUCGCAUUCAUUGCUUUCCUUGUUAAACAAUCUUUCUCCCGCUUUGAAUAGGCAGUUGGUCGCAAAUAGAGAACUAUUGGCCAAAUUCGACUCAGCGGUUUAUCAACCGGCAACUAAUGCUACUCUUGCUAAUCCAUGGAUAGUAGAUUUGCCACUAGAUGCCCCUCAUCCUGAUUUGGCAAAGACUCAAUCUCUGUAUGUUGACGGUGGUAUUGACGGUGCUGAUCUCAUUAGAGACUGGAACGAUGACUAUCAAAAUAUCCGUGAGAUGCCCAAGUCAACUUUUCAAGAACGCAACCUCAGGGAACGGUUGCUAAACAAAACUUCGGCCGAUUUCACUGAAGCUGCAAUCAAGACUGCCAUUUCAAUCGUCAACAAAGAAUUUCUGCCUUUGAACCCUGAAAACAAGCCUGAAGAGCACAUAUUCCUUCGAAACGGUAUCUUUUAUUCUUUGGCCGUUGAUGGUGUGGGACAAUUUGCCAAAACUGGUGGUGAUGAAGCUGCCAGGGCAGCAACUAAUAGAGACUUGGCUUCCAUUCGUUAUCUCAACCGGUUAGAUGUGAGUAACGUUUGUCAUCUUUGCACUGCCAUUGUGGAUUAUUGUGGGCAGAGAGUUCUUUGUCAAACUCCGGUUCCAGGAAUUUUCACUGGGGUCGCAUCCGAUACCGACGGUGACUCUGAAUCUGAAUCUCCAUCAGAUGUUCUUUAUGGUGGGUCAGAAGCUAAUACCCGGUUGUCAAGUAAUGAAAAGUUUGUACCAAAACUCAAACCAAUUGCACAAGCUUUUCAUUUGAAAGAACAUAAAGUCUGGACAAAGGAUGGAUCCCAGUCUACCAGCCUAGUCACUUCCAUCGAAACCAAAGGAAUGAAGGGUAACGAUGGUCGUUCUUACAUUAUGGACUUGUACCGAACUAGUCCUUUGGACAUUGAGUUCAUUGAGGCUCACUAUAAUCCAGAUGCAGAUUCAUCUUAUCCUCAUAGAGAAGUCACCUUAAGGCACGAAGCCAUUGAGGAAUGGUGGAGAAGGCAAGUCAGCGUUUUGGUAAACAAUGAAACUCAAAAACUAGAGGAAAAAAGUUCUGAAGAUUCUGCAUCUGAAAAAGGUGGAGAGAAAAAGCCUGUUAUCGCUAUUGAUCCUGAUGCCUGCACGUUGAAUCCAGAUGCUUUUUCCUUAAACAAAGCUGUAGCUCCUUCACCAGAAGAUUUAAAGGAAUUGGAAGAGGAUGAAUCCAGAGUUCGUGAAGUGUCUAAGUUUGUUACCGAAAUUUUGAUUCCAGAGUUUUUGGACAAUAUCGCAGAUUCGAAUAUAAUCACUCCUAUUGACGGAGCCCAUCUGUCAACUCUUUUGCAUACGCAAGGAAUUAACAUUCGUUACUUGGGUGUGAUCGCUUCCAUGAUUGUCGAUCGUUUGAAUAAGUAUGAAAAUGAGCUCAUCGAAUCCAGAAAGAAAAUAGAAGGAAUAAACGAAGCACUAGAGAAGAAGAAGGCUGAGGCCAGAAAGCAGCUCAAAGAACAAAAGAAAAAAUCCGAAGACUCGCCAAAGGAGGAAUCGAAUGAAGAUUCUAAAGAAGAAACAACUGAUAGAGCUGACUUCUACCCUGUUAAAUCUUCUCUCAAGUCUCUUCUUACUGUGGUUACCCAAGAAAUUAUUGCUAGAUCUACGAAGCACCUCUUGAGAAAACAAAUCGCUUCUUUGCCGCUUCCUUUUGCCCCUUAUGUCAUCACUCAUAUUUUCAACUGUUUAUUGGGUUCAAAAUUCAAUCCAGAACCUAAGAUAUUCGUUGACGAGAAUUUGUCCAUUUAUGAUGCAGAUCUUUCUUUCACCCAAUGGACUUCAAAGGAUGUUGUUGAAUUAAUUAGUAAAGAGGCCUAUGUAAGAUUCAGAUACAUUAUUCCUGAUACUUGGUUUACAGAAAUUAACGAGAUCGUCCUUCUUCGUGAAAUUAGUACCAAGUUUGGUCUCCAAAUUAAGGGACGCAACUACCAGUUUACUGCCGCUCGAUCUACUGAAGCUGAGGUAACUCCAGAAUCUAAACAAGCGAAGAAGGGCAGGAAGACUAAAGAACUUGCUUCCGAAGUCUCCACAAAUAUCACCACUACUGGAGUAUUUUCGGUUGAUGACAUUGUGGCCAUCGUACCUAUCGUUAAAGAAUCCACGUUCCGUUCGACUCUGGUGGAAGAGGUCUGGGAGAGUGGUAGAACAUUUAUUGCAAAGAAGGAGAACGAACAGGGAGUUGCUCUUCUGAAUCAGGCAACUACUCUGUAUGAGCAAGUGUACGGUCCAGUUCAUAAAGAGGUUGCUGACGCCUACAGUUUAUUGGCCCAAAACUAUGCGGAACUUUCCUCGUUCGGAGAAGCUGCAACUCUCAGUAGAAGAUCUGUGAAUUUGACCGAGAGGACUGCAGGCUUUGACUCAUAUUCUACUGUUCUUGCCCUAAUCAGUAGCGGCUACUUCGAAAAUCAGAAUGGGGACUAUUUGAACUCUCUGAAGAUCUACAAGAAUGCUCUACAGUUGUGGAAAACUAUAUCUGUGAUGGAACACCCUACUGUUAUCAGCACGCUGGAAAGCGUCGCUUCAAACUUGCAGAACCUAGGGCUCCAUGCUGAAUGUUUGGCCGUCUUAGAGUACGUUCUGAAGUUGAGUGCCAAAGUCAACGAUGAAGACUCCACCAUUACCGCUCUCCAAUUAUUCAAACGUGGUCAAACUAAGACUCUGUUGGAAGACUUUAAGGGAGCUCUUGCCGAUGUGUCAACUUCUUACAAAAUUUUCAGAAAGAAUGCUGGUAUCGAUGAUUCUACUACAGCAUGGAUUUACAAAUUGAUGUCACAAUUGACUAAAUAUUCUGUGAUCACUGCUCAAGAGCAGCAAAAAAUGAAGCCGAAUGGUGAACGUGUUAAUAAGAAGUCUUCCAAGUCAGCUGAAAAGAAAAAGGCAACUACUAGUACGGACGAAACUACCCCAGAUCCAGUGAUCGCUAAUCAGUCAAUCGAAGAGAUUAUGAAUUUCAUCGAAGGAACUGCACCAUCUAUCAAAAAAUGA
Komagataella phaffii GS115 is the source of this 3888-nucleotide messenger RNA. RefSeq lists its product as uncharacterized. Lineage: Eukaryota; Fungi; Ascomycota; Pichiomycetes; Pichiales; Pichiaceae. Gene Ontology annotation, cellular component: cytoplasm. The record is from RefSeq and is a predicted model, not a curated record. Gene Ontology annotation, molecular function: mRNA binding; protein binding. The transcript has 2 exons. Gene Ontology annotation, biological process: intracellular distribution of mitochondria. The coding region runs from base 1 to 3888 and encodes 1295 amino acids.